UCGGCUUUUCUCUGCCGCGGCUGCACAUGGCGGGAGCGAAGAGCGCGGGAAGCGGGGGUCUGCUGAAUGGAGGGGACGAUGGGCCGGAGGAGAAGCGGCUCCGCGUCGGGUCCGCCCCGCCAGCCUCGUCGUGGCCUGGGCCCCCGGGGAACCGCGUGACGGUGGUGCUGGGGGCGCAGUGGGGGGACGAAGGCAAAGGGAAGGUGGUCGACCUGCUCAGCCUCGAUGCGGAUCUCGUCUGCCGGUGCCAGGGUGGCAACAACGCAGGCCACACUGUUGUGGUGGACUCAGUGGAAUACAACUUCCAUCUCUUGCCCAGCGGGGUAAUCAACCACAGCGCCACGUCAUUCAUUGGAAAUGGUGUCGUCAUCCACUUGCCAGGACUCUUUGAGGAAGCUGAGAAAAAUCUUAAGAGAGGAACAGGUUUGGAAGGUUGGGAGUCUCGGACAGUGAUUUCAGACCGUGCCCACCUGGUGUUCAAUUUCCACCAGGCUGUGGAUGGGAUCCAGGAGCAGCAGAGACAGCAGCAAGGUGGCAAAAACCUUGGCACAACCAAAAAGGGGAUCGGCCCUGCAUAUGCCUCCAAGGCUUCACGGACCGGCCUGCGAAUUUGUGAUCUCCUGGCAGAUUUUGAUGAGUUCUCCAAGAAGUUCAGAGUCUUGGCUCAGCACUACAAAGCAACAUAUCCAUCUCUCACCAUAGACCCGGAUGGUGAACUGCAGCAACUGAAGGAAUAUGCGGAGAAGAUCCGCCCAUUAGUGAAGGAUGGCGUUUAUUUCAUGUACCAAGCCCUACAUGGUCCAGCCAAGAAGAUCCUUGUGGAGGGGGCAAAUGCUGCAUUGUUAGACAUAGACUUUGGGACCUACCCGUUUGUGACCUCCUCCAAUUGCACGGUGGGGGGUGUCUGUACCGGUCUGGGCAUCCCUCCGCAAUACAUCGGCAAGGUGUACGGCGUGGUGAAAGCCUACACGACCCGGGUUGGCGUUGGGAUGUUCCCCACAGAACAGGACAAUGAGAUAGGAGAGCUGCUGCAAACCCGGGGGCACGAAUUCGGCGUGACCACUGGCCGGAAGCGCCGCUGCGGCUGGUUGGAUCUUGUGCUGGUGAAAUACGCCCACAUGAUCAAUGGAUUCAGCGCCCUGGCAGUGACCAAGCUCGAUAUCCUGGAUACCUUUGAGGAGAUCAAAAUUGGCGUGGAGUACCGGCUGGAUGAGAAACGCAUACCUUAUUUUCCAGCAAACCAGGAGCUCCUCAACAAGGUGACGGUGGAGUAUAAGACACUACCUGGCUGGCAGCGCAGCACUGAGGAGGCCCGCAGCUUCACUGACCUGCCCCCCCAAGCCCAGGGCUACAUCCGGUUCAUCGAGGAUUACCUCGGAGUGCCAGUGAAGUGGAUCGGAGUGGGGAAAUCCCGCACGUCCAUCAUCAAGCUUUUCUGAGGCUGGUGCUGGAGCUGGACCCUCGUUCUGGAAGAAGACGGCGGGCCCUCCUGGUUGCUGCCACCACACACAUUUCACAGAUGAGUUAGCAGAGCAUGGUAGAAAGUAUGGGGAUGGGGUGAACCCUCCCCUUCGCCCCAUUUAGCCCUUCUUUCCUCCAGGCAGCCUGUCAUUUUUUUUCUCUGCUAAGGGCACUCCUUACCCUCUUUCUUCUUUGCGGAGACCUGUGAUCUCACUGCAGCCGUCCUGUUCACCAUCCCCUCCUCUGUCAUGGAGCCCAUGGGAGAGUAGCUCUUUUCAACCAUUGCUGUUCAGCUCUGCUGCCUGUUUGCCCUACUGGAAGGGAGAGGCCAUUCCCCUCCCCUAGUCCUUUUGGAUGGAUGGCUCACACACUCCAUUUCCCUCUUCUACCCACCACUUCUUGGUUCAGCCAUAACGCCAAACCAUACAACAGAACCAAGCCGGAAAGGAAUGUUAGGCUCGCUGGCGUGAUUCCCUCCACUCCUCUUGUGCCAGAAUCCAAAUUAGCAACUUUUCCUCUUUUGGAGCCCAUCGCAACUUGCUGUGACAUCUGUAGUUAAUACGUUGGCCUACAGAUUUUGAGUUGCUCUUCUGCUGGCAGUCCUGGUUUUCAGGGCAAGAACCAGCUGUAGAUUGUGGAUUUGGAUCGAGGAGUUACUUUUACAAAAUGGGAAGUAACUGGAUGGUGGUGAAGGAGGAGCUGAGGUAGCCCCACACGGUACCUGUGAUCAGUGUUCCUUCUAAGCUGAGCUAGUGUGAGCUAGCUCACAGGUUUUUUGCCUGUGGCUCACACAUUUUUGUCUCAGCUCAGGAAAGGUGGCCCCAAAGCAGAUUCGUUUAUGCAGUAGCCAGAUAGCUCACUCACAACUUUAAUGCCAGUAGCUCAUAAAGUAGAAUUUUUGCUCACAAGACUCAGCAGCAUAGCCCACCGACAUCUUUCCUGGUGCCCAGCUGUUGCUUUUAGAAAGCGGGCAGGGGUAGGUGGGGCUUUUGCUCAGCAGGGUUUCUGAUUAGCCACGCAGAUAAAAAGGCACCCCGUUAAACAGAGUGUCUGUGUGAAACGUUGGAAGUGGUACUGUUAGAAUUAUAUGUAGCCUCACUUGCUGAUGUUUUAUGCUUCGUACACGUCCGGUGUCAGCCAUUUGGGGAUUGUGCUCUUCCUGUGUCAAAAUUCCAAAGGUGCCCACAGGCUCCAAAAAAUUGGGGGCCACUAUGCUAGCCUAAACAGCCCUGUGGCACAGAGUGGUAAAGCUGCAGUACUGUGGUCCGAGCUCUCUGCUCAUGACUUGAGUUUGAUCUCGGUGGAAGCUGGGUUCAGGUAGCCAGCUCACGGUUGACUCAGCUUUCCAUCCUUCCGAGGUCGGUAAAAUGAGUAUUCAGCUUGCUGGGGGGAAAGUGUAGAGGACUGGGGAAAGCAAUGGCAAACCACCCCAUAAAAAAAAAGACUGCCGUGAAAACGUGAUGCAACGUCACUCUAGAGUCAGAAACGACUGAUUCUUGCACAGAGAGCUACUUUACCUUUUUAUGUUAGCCUAAAGCUUCUUUGGGGCUUGUUCAUGUCGUGCCAAUUCAGCGUUUGGUUUUAUAUCUGAACCCAGGCCAUAUUCGGUUGCUGGGGAACGUCACCUGCCCGCCUCGGCACUCCAGGAUGUCGUGGUGCUACGCAUGAGACAUCCCAACGCAACUGGGCAGUUUUGUCCUCUCCUAAUCACGGAGCGGUCAGCUUAAUCCACUGUGUGCGGGAAACGAUCCCCAUUCCUCCUCCCCUUGUACUGCAGACCAUGUCUGCUCCUUCUCUUUUCUCUCCCAUGAUUUUGUGGAGGAAUGUCUGUCUGGUUUAGAACUCUAAAACUCUGUGUUUAGAAAUGCCCAUGCAAACUGAGUCCUCUCCCAGGCAGGGCCUGGCGAAGGGGCGUUGACCAGUGUUGCCUCUUAGCUGAGUUAGUGUGAGCUAGCGCAUGGUUUUUUAGCCUCCGGCUCCCACUUUUUUCCCUCAGCUCAGGAAAAAUGGCUCCAGAGCAAACUAAUGUAUGCAGGAGCUCACAACUUUAAAUGCCAGUAGCUCACAAAGUCGAAUUGUUGCUCACAAGACUCCACAGCUUAGAGGAAGCACUGGCAUUGACCGUAGAAGUGCUGUCCGGAAUCAUCGGGAAACUCCUCUCCCCCCCCAACCCUGCCGCUCCGUUGUUCGAAAUAUUUUUUUAAACAGAAGAUUUGUCAGGGGCAACAGAAUACCAGUCCCUGCACAAUACAACCUGCACAGUAUCACCCUCCCAAACCUGAUGUAUUAUUCCUCCCACUUUGAAAGGGAACUUCCUGAUGUCGCUGUGUCGUCUCCAUGCCUGUGGCCCAGCGGGGUUUUCUGGGCAUUUCUGAAGCUGCCACUUUUUCACUGUAGAUGGAUUAUAUAUCAAUAAAGAACAAUUAUUUUGUCACGAGGAUCUCUGGC
Heteronotia binoei (common prickly gecko) is the source of this 3909-nucleotide messenger RNA. RefSeq names its product adenylosuccinate synthetase isozyme 2-like. The transcript is spliced from 13 exons. Gene Ontology annotation, biological process: IMP metabolic process; 'de novo' AMP biosynthetic process. Gene Ontology annotation, cellular component: cytoplasm. Bases 27 to 1439 code for a protein of 470 amino acids. The record is from RefSeq and is a predicted model, not a curated record. Lineage: Eukaryota; Metazoa; Chordata; Lepidosauria; Squamata; Gekkonidae. Gene Ontology annotation, molecular function: GTP binding; adenylosuccinate synthase activity.